AUGGGCGAAGACUCGGCACGCUCGGAGGUCACUACGGCCGUUGCGAACGCCUCAUCCGACAAUGUGUUGAGCGAUUGCGAUGAGCUGCAGUCGGUAAGGACAGCUUGUUUUUUUGUAAAUAUUUUUGGGCGAUUUUUUUAUUUUUGAAGGAUUUUUAGUUUUUUGAAUUAUUGAGAUUUUUGAUUUUUGCAAAAAAAAUCUUUUUGAUUAUUUUGGAAUGAAAUUUUUUGAAUCUCAAAAAAGUUGGUUUCUUCAAAAAAUCAAAAUUUCUUGAGAUAUUUUUUGGUGUAUUACGGAGACAUCCGGGCUUUUUUUCAAAUUAGAAACAUUUUUUCUAAUCAAAAAAGCUUUAUUUUACCAAUAAAAAUGAAAAAAAAACAAAAAAUGCCACGAACCGGGAUCGAACCGGUGACCUUUAGAUCUUCAGUCUAACGCUCUCCCAACUGAGCUAUCAUGGCGCGCUCUUCCACUUUUCUUUUUUGACCUCCUAAAAAUAAAAUUUCAAAAAUUUCGAGUAUACCAUGGUCAUUUCGAAUCAAUUUUUUCAGGUCUUCUCCAACCUAAGCGUGUCCGACCUCAACUCCGAACUGCACACCACGUCCGUGUCCACGGCCUGCUCCGAUCAGCCGAGAACUGCGGACGACUUUGCGCACGAUCUGGAUGGAGAACUCGUUCGGACUCUCACGGAAGAUGCUGCGAUCGAAAUGCGAAAGAAGAAGUUGAAGAUCAAAUUUGCGGCAGAGAGGACGGUGUGCAUCACGAAGAAGAGAGAUCGUCCUGAGGAUUUCGGGAAAUGCGGAUAUCGUCAAACCCCGAAUCCGUGGAGAAGACAUGGCGCUGUGAAGACGUUGCAUCAGGUUGGAGGAUGGUGUUCGAAGAAUAAAAAGGACAGGAAUACGGCUUUUGUGAAGGUGAGUGACUGUUUUUUGUCAAGAAUGAUAUAUUUGGCGCUACGACUUUUCGUUUUCGGGUAACCUCAAAAUCGAUCGAUACGGGGCAUAGGGCAGGUAAAUACUCAAAAAAAAGUUGUAGCAAAUGCCUACUACGUCUGGCAAAGCUGUUGGAUGGUCGGCACUCGCCCGCCGGAGGCUCGGCGGAGAGUUGGGAAGGCUUGCAAUAUUCCCACUUUUUCUAAUUUUAGUUAUUCCUACAGUUGGUUUUCUUUACGCUGACUGACUAUAUUGUAACAUAUAAAAGAUCAAAAUUUAUGGAUCUUUGGUGACAAAUGGAUUCUCCUAGCCUCCACCAUGCAUAAAACGACGAACCGAGGCAAUCCAUAGUAUCGUUGACCCGAAAUGUCGCUGAUUCGAAAAGUCGUAGCGCCAAAUAUAUUUUAACGUUUUACGGGACACCCUCGCAUAAAGAUGGUUGAACAUCUCGACUGCGGUUGCAAAUAUCAAAAAUAGUUUUUUUUUUGAAUUAAGCUCUACACUACUUAUUGUUAGACUGCAUAGGCAAAGGUUAGCGAAAUUUCGAGCAUAAAAUUUUGACAAUUUCACAAUUUUAAUUUUUUCAUUACAUUUUUCCGGAUUUUUUUAAAUUUCAGCCCGGUUCUCACCCACCUAAAGCUCCAAAUCACCCUCAUAUCUCGCUCCACCACGACCCGGAUGCCUUGGAAGCGAAGCUGUUCUGUUUUGUCAUAAGCAGACAACAAGAUGGCACUCAAUGUGCAAAUUCCAUUGCUGAUCAAAUCGCUGGGAAAUGCGAAAACUUGGAGAUAAAUGAUGUAAAAAAGAGCGUCAAGACGCAAAAGAAGACUUUAGAAAUUACGGAUGCCCCUGCUAUUUUUGUGAAGGAUACGUCGAUGAGUUCACUGUCUAUUGGGACCAAGCGGCCGAGAAAAGGGAAGAUAAACAAGAAACUGGGGUAA
Bursaphelenchus xylophilus (pine wood nematode) is the source of this 1870-nucleotide messenger RNA. NCBI's taxonomy places the organism in Eukaryota, Metazoa, Nematoda, Chromadorea, Rhabditida, Aphelenchoididae. The record is from the annotation of a GenBank genome assembly.